Molecule: messenger RNA, 510 nt
Organism: Apis cerana (Asiatic honeybee)
Lineage: Eukaryota; Metazoa; Arthropoda; Insecta; Hymenoptera; Apidae
Source: the annotation of a RefSeq genome assembly
AUUAUAACAUUAAUCUUACUUAUUUCAAAAACAAUAAUAUCAAUUAUUUCUUUAGUUAUAGCUGUAUACAUUAAUUUAAUAUAUAAAAAUCCAACAAUUAUAUUAAUUUAUUUAAUUUUUUAUUCAAUUUAUCUAGCUAUAGCUCUAUUUAUAUCUAAUUCAUUAAAUUCAUUAUUAAUUAUAAUAACAUUAAUUGUUUUUUUAAGAGGAAUAUUAAUUAUAUUUUCCUAUUUUGUUUCAUUAAUAAAUGAACCAUUAAAAUUAAAAUUAAAAGCCAAUUUAGUUUAUAGAAUUUUUACUAUUUUUUUUCUUUCAUUAAAACUUUCAGAUUAUAUAACAAAAGAUAGAAAAUUAUGUGAAAUAUCUAUUAAAAAUAUAGAUAUUGAAAAUUUAUAUGAAGAAAUAAACUGUAUAUUAUUCCUAAUAAUAAUUUUUAUAUUAAUUUUAACAUUAUUUUUAAUAACAAAAAUAACUUAUAUUGAAAAAAAAACUUUACGUAAAAAAAAAUAA